Molecule: messenger RNA, 807 nt
Organism: Lolium perenne
Lineage: Eukaryota; Viridiplantae; Streptophyta; Magnoliopsida; Poales; Poaceae
Source: RefSeq, a predicted model, not a curated record
ACGUAACCAAAAACAUUCUCUCUCUUUGCUACAGUUGAGAGUCGACUCCCGUUCUCGAGUUCUCCUCCGGAUCGACUCCGGCAGCGCUGCCGCUUGGAGAAGAGAUGGAAGGGAAACUCGUAUCGUUCAGAGUAGCAGUAGGCGUUUCAGCUUCAUGCUGGUGUUUGGCUUGAUGCCGGUAGGUGGGAACGGAGCGCUGGGUCUCGGCCGGAUCUGGUGCUGCAUAGGGUUCUUCCUUGCCGCGCUGAAGCUCCAGAGGUUGGAGCUUGGAGUGAUGGGGAAGGCCACGGUUUCCUUCAAUAAGGCCAUGGCUUGUGACCUCUUCUGGAUUCGACAGCUAUUGAUGCUUAUGCUCGCUCCGGCCGGCCAGGGUGGCGAGGGGAGAAAGGGCGGAGGCGUGAGGAUCUGUUGGUCCAGAAGUUGGUGGGGAUCGCUGCUGCUAGUUGGAGAUACACACAUGGUGGCUUUCAGCGCCUCCAUGAUCUUUGGCCAACAAGGCGGCCUCUCCUCGGUGCCGAUGAUGGGGCACCUAUUCAACCUCCUAUGGAGGCCCUUCUUCAGCGGAUCGGAGUCGGCAGUGUACUUCUUGUCCAUCCCAAGUGGCAGGUUCCCCGGUGAUGGAGAGGAAGGCCGGCGGCGUGGUCUGCUCAGUCGAUCUGGUGGAGGAAGAAGAUCAGGAUCCGAUUGCUUUUUCACUUUUUGUUCUAAGGUCUUCUCUGCAUAUUCCGAGGGCCACGUAGUAAUAUUCGUUUUUUCUGUAGUCCUCUAUGUAUCCCACCGAUUAUGAUAAUGCAGCACUGGGGGUCG